UGGCAAAUCCAGACGCCCCCGCCAAGAAACUGGUUCCGAAUCCAACAGAACCCAGCGCCCAGCGACGCCGGGUCACGUGGCCGGCGGCCCUCAUGACGUGCGGGCUGCGAGGCGUCACUGUGAAGUUCGGGCGACCUGCUGAGUGGCCGGGCUACGUGCGUCACCUGUGCGGGCGCGGUGCUGCCAUGGACCUGGGACCGAUGCGCAAGAGUUACCGCGGGGACCGAGAGGCUUUUGAGGAGGCUCAUCUGACCUCCCUGGACCCCAUGAAGCAGUUCGCUGCCUGGUUCGAGGAGGCUGUCCAGUGUCCUGACAUAGGGGAAGCCAACGCCAUGUGUCUGGCCACCUGCACCAGGGACGGGAAGCCCUCUGCCCGCAUGUUGCUGCUGAAGGGCUUUGGCAAGGACGGCUUCCGCUUCUUCACCAACUUCGAGAGUCGCAAAGGAAAGGAGCUGGACUCGAAUCCCUUCGCGUCCCUCGUCUUCUACUGGGAGCCCCUAAACCGUCAGGUGCGCGUGGAGGGCCCCGUGAAGAAGCUGCCUGAGGAGGAGGCUGAGAGCUACUUCCACUCCCGUCCCAAGAGCAGCCAGAUCGGAGCUGUGGUCAGUCAGCAGAGCUCGGUGAUCCCCGACCGGGAGUAUCUGAGAAAGAAGAAUGAGGAACUGGAGCAGCUCUACAGGGAGCAAGAGGUGCCCAAGCCAAAAUACUGGGGCGGCUACCUCCUGUGCCCACAGGUGAUGGAGUUCUGGCAAGGCCAGACCAACCGCCUGCAUGACCGGAUUGUCUUUCGGCGCGGCCAGCCCGCGGGCGAUGCGGCGCUGGGGCCCAUGACCCGGCGCGGGGAGGAAGGCUGGCUCUACGAGAGACUCGCGCCUUGACCGCUGCGGCGGCGCUGGGGCUCGGUGCCGAGAGAGGCUGUGUGCUGGGGAGCCAGGCCCUUUGUGAACUCCGCUUCCUCCCCACCCUGACGUGUGGGGCUCCUCAGGGCCGGGCCUCUGAGCUCGCUGUACUCGCUGGCUCCCAGCUGGCUGCUCGCGUGAGUGUAACGGUGCUGUAGAGAAUCAUGGAGGGGGAGUGGUAAUUCCGUGAUGAUUUUCUUGACCUUGCUUAGGGUGUAUUGGACUAGCUCUCUCCAGGGGUGACUGGCUGAGACUCCCCUUCAGGUGAUGAGGUGAGCCCCUGCCCCAGCAGCCUUGUCUGUCACCCCGGAAUCCCACUGGUCAGAGCCGACUGGCCCCGGCCUAGGCACCGGAGCCAAUCUAGCCAAUCAGAUCUUCUUGCCAAUAAUUUGAUCUUUGACAUGGAGAGACCCGAGGCCUUGGGAGUCGUUAACUUCUGGCUGCUGAAAUCCCCAGGCCACCCUGGAACCUUCCUUCCCACACCGGGGCUGUGCAAUUUCUCCUCCUGCCUCAACACACCCGCUGCUCCCACUCAGCUCCUUCAAGUGUGUGCUUGAACUUGAACUGAGUUCCGCUGGUUACAACUAAAAGAGCCUGAACUCACUUCCUGGUGGGAUGUUUCUGUGGCAUCUGCCCCACUUCAUUUCUGCCUUCUGUUAUUUGAAGCACAUCAAUAAGCAAAACAGUAAAUUUCUUCUCUGUGGCUCCCGGGGACCCACAAUUGGGAACUGCAGGGAAGCUGUCACCUCAGCACUGUGAGAGAUUUCAGCUGAUCUGAACUUCCCGGGAGCAGGAGCGGGUGGGCUGUCUGUAGGGUGGUGGGGGUCCUGUCCCCAGAGCCCCUCAAUCCCAGUGAGCCAGGAACUCUGGAAGGGAUUCAUGUGCUGCUACCUAAAGGCCAGGACGAUUUUAAUCAAGUUUUACAGUCCAUGUUUGCUCAUAGAGCCUGUGUGUGCGCGUGUGUGUGUGUUCAUAUGUGUAUUGAAUUUUCCAAAUAUAAAAUUAAAUUAUUGUUGAGCUUCUGCUUUUCAGGUUACUCACACACCCCCUUUUCCCUACUCCCCGCCUCUGCUGGUGAUGAUGCUGGGAUUACCUGGGUCUCCCUGGGCAGUGGCCCAGGGGGUUCCGUGCAGCCACGGUCACCAGCGCCUGCGAGAGCCGUGCUGCGGGCCGUGUGGUCCAGCAGCCCUUUGGAAGCCCAUUCGAGAGCCUGGCGCCCACCCCCAGCCCCAGUGAACCCAGUCCUGCAAUUAAACAAGCCCCCAGGUGACGUGAGGCACUGACAUCAACCUCCCAACCUGCGACCUCCCCCCACCCCACCCCAUUUGUGAUGCUUCAUAAACCCUUGGCCUCGUCCUGUGCUGAACUGUCCUGCGUAUCUGCUUUCCUUGAGCACAAGCCUGCUGGCUACAGAGGAGCCAGGCUGGGUACAUGUUUGCUGUGACUAAGCCAGGAUCGGAAAACUGACUUGCACUGGCUGCCAUUGAACUUACUACUCUACAGACCGUGCUUCCUUCCCCUCAAUGGACGUGGGUUUCAGGGCCCCUCCGAGGGCAGCCCCUCCUGUGUGGACGCCCCUAGGACCUGAGUGUAGCGUUUGCCCUGGCUGCUUCACCUUAUCCUGCCUGUUCAGUGCUGUGCUGAGGGUUGUGACUUUUAGUGAAGGCACAUGUUCUUGUGGGUGUGAAGUGUUCCCUUCCCGUUACUGGGGGCUGUGUGUCCCCCCAGCUUUGAGGCUAAUCUCAGCUCUUCGUUUCUAGUUCUCUGUCAAUCACUGUACCAAAUCUGUAAUAAAGCCCGUCAACCGUG
Molecule: messenger RNA, 2708 nt
Organism: Lepus europaeus (European hare)
Lineage: Eukaryota; Metazoa; Chordata; Mammalia; Lagomorpha; Leporidae
Gene: PNPO
Product: pyridoxamine 5'-phosphate oxidase
Exons: 7
Coding region: 93-878 (261 amino acids)
Biological process (GO): pyridoxine biosynthetic process; pyridoxal 5'-phosphate biosynthetic process
Molecular function (GO): pyridoxamine phosphate oxidase activity; FMN binding
Source: RefSeq, a predicted model, not a curated record